Messenger RNA from Anguilla rostrata (American eel), 8430 nucleotides. RefSeq names its product thyroglobulin (gene tg). The transcript is spliced from 48 exons. The coding region runs from base 70 to 8292 and encodes 2740 amino acids. NCBI's taxonomy places the organism in Eukaryota, Metazoa, Chordata, Actinopteri, Anguilliformes, Anguillidae. The record is from RefSeq and is a predicted model, not a curated record. Gene Ontology annotation, biological process: thyroid hormone generation.
UAAAGCCCCCUGCAUCCCCAGCAAAGGGCAAGCUCCUGCAUCCGACGAGGAGCCGGAAAGAGCAAAAAGAUGGGCAUCAUCAGCUGUGUCUCCGUCCUCCUCUGCUCCAUCCUCCUGUGUGAGGGCAAGAUCUCAGAAUACCAGCUGGAGUCGGAGACUCUCAGUCGGUGUGAGCUGUUGAGGGUGGAUGGGGCAGCCCAGCAGAGAGAGCACGUGCCCCAGUGCUCUGAGGGUGGCCGGUUCAGGCAUGUGCAGUGUACCCGUGACAGCAGCGAAUGCUGGUGUGUCGAUGCUGAAGGAUCUGAGAUCGCAGGGAGCAGACAGAAUGGAUCAGCUGUGCACUGUCUGUCCUCAUGCCAGCUCCAGAGGCAGCGGGCCCUGCUGAGUGGAGAUGCCCCAUCUGUGCCCCUGUGCCUAGAGUCUGGGGAGUACCAGCCCAUUCAGUGCCAACGCAACCUGGGUCAGUGCUGGUGCGUGGAUCAAGAGGGCAUGGAGAUCUAUGGGACACGGCAGAAUGGAAAGCCUUCUCGCUGUCCAGGUAGCUGUGAGAUCAGAGAGCGCCGCCUGCUCCACGGGGUUGGGGAGAGCUCCCCCCCUCAGUGCUCGGCCGAUGGAAACUUCCUCCCUGUGCAGUGCAAGUUUGUGAACACCACGGACAUGACAGUCGUGGACCUUCUUCACACCUUCAACAGGAUGCAGAGAGCCUUUCAGACAUUCAGCGGCUUCAGAGAAGCAUUCCCGGAGGUUUCCAGUUACUGUUUCUGUGCUGACAGCCGAGGCAGAGAGCUGGCCAACACAGGCGUGGAGCUGCUGCUGGACGAGGUGUACGACACGGCGUUCUCAGGAAUGGACCCCGGACGCUCCUUCUCCCAGUCCAACAUGUACCGCAUCCUGCAGAGAAGAUACCUGGGGAUACAGCUGGCCAUGGGCGGCAGGUUUAGAUGUCCCACUAAAUGUGAGAGCGAGAGGUCAUCCAGCGCUGAGGCGGGGAACGUGUUUGUGCCCUCCUGUGAUGCGAGCGGAAGCUACGCGCCUGUGCAGUGCCAGGCUGGCGGGCAGUGCUGGUGUGUGGACUCUGAUGGCAGAGAGAUCUAUGGGACACGGUUGCAUGGAGGAAAACCCAUCUGCAGUAGUGGAGUGACAGACUGCCCUUCAGAGAGACGGCAGGCCCUCUCACGGCUGUUCUACGGCCUGUCUGGGCCCUUUGUUUCCCGAAACUUGUUCUCACAGAGGGACAGCAACCCCUCACCCCUCAGCCCCUGCAGCCCCGAGGUGCAGGAGCUGUUGGCAAAGUCGGGUCUGCUCGUGUCAGUGUCCGAGUCAGGGCGGUCUGACCUGGGCGAGGUCCUGGCUGAGGUAAUUCAAGGCAUGUUCCCCACUGGGUCCAUGGCCCUCAAAGCCCUGUCCCUCACCACCAAUCCCAAGAGGCUGCAGGAGAACCUUUUUGGAGGGAAGUUCCUGAAGAAUGCCGGCAAUUUCAACUUCAGUACAGCCGUUGGGGCCAGGGGCACAUUUAGCUUCGGCAGAGCCUUCAGCCAGGUGGGGCUCAGGCAGGUUAGCGCUGACUUGGCCCAGCUGGCUAAGGUCUUCUCCCCUGAAGCCAGCUCUGUGUUCGAGGCUCCGACCCUGGACCGGGAGAUCUCUGAUCCCUUGGGCCGGCUCGUGAACCUGAAGAAGAACAGAGAUUUGGUGAAACUGGUGGGGUCCACUCUGGAGAGCGAGCAGUUCUUGGCCACCCUUCGGAAUGUCAUCACCGUGAUGAAGGCGGAGGACAGUGUGGACCUGGGUGGUGUGUUUCGGGCUGUGUUCCAGAGCUCCCAGCCAGGCGCUUGUCAGAGAGACUCUGCUGCUCUGUACGUCCCCCAGUGCACAGAGACCGGGCAGUACCAACAGGUCCAGUGUCAGGGUACAGAGUGCUGGUGCGUGGACUCCCGUGGGGUGGAGGUCCUGGGUUCCCGCUCAAAGGGGCGGAGACCCAGGUGUCUGUCGCAGUGUGAGAGCGAACGGGAGAUGGCUGUGAAAGUGAGGGCGGGUCUGUCGGCGGGGUCACAGGUCUUUAUCCCCAAGUGUGAGGAGGACGGCAGCUUCGCACCUCUGCAGUGCUCUGGGAAGGACUGCUUCUGUAUGGACCGGGAGGGAGGCAGACAUGAUGCCACUAUGGGACCUGGGGGUCUGCAAUGUCCGACUGACUGCCAGGUGUCAGCUGCAGGGCGGUUCUUGAGUGAGGUCCGGUCGGUGCUGUCAGACCCAGCUGCGAUGGCCCAGCUCUCCGACGUGUACGUCCCCCAGUGUGACCCAGCCGGGGCGUGGCGGCAGAUCCAGUGCAAUGGGCCCCCAGAACAGGCCUUCCAGUUCUACAGGGACUGGGUUCGACUCAACAAUGCCGGGCAGGACCUGCCUGUCUCUGAGGUCAUCAGCAUCCUCAGAGGGUACGGCAAGCGACCCGAGGUCCUGGCAUCGUUUGGGGGGUUCGUGAAGCUGCUGUUUGAUGCAGGACAUCAGAGCGUCUUCCCCGUCCUCUCCCAGUACGAGACUUUUGACAGUGUUCCAGCAGAGGUGCUGGCCGGGGACAGCGAUGCUGUUUUUGGCCCCACUGUGUUCCUGAACCCCCUGUCCCUGUGGAGACUGCUCCAGGGGAACGUCACGCAAUACCCGGGACAGGCCUCCGACUUCAGUGUCCCCCUGGGGCACUUCCACCUCCGUCAGUGCUGGUGCGUGGGCGCCCGUGGGGACAUGAUCGCUAACACCAAGGCUGCUGUCAACCAGAUCCCAAAAUGUCCUGGCUCCUGUUCUCUCGUGGAACGCCAGAUCUCCCAGUUUCGCCAGGAUACGGAGGCAAUCAUCUCCCUCUCCAACAGCUCCAAUGUGCCUUUGGGCUAUGGCUUUCUACUGGCAAUGGGCCUCAGUCUAACCCCCCAGGAGCUCCAGCAUAGCCCCCCUGUGGAAUCUAUCAUCUCCGACACCCUGCUCAUUGACUCUUAUGCUGCCCUUCGCCUGGCUGCCCACUCCACGCUUCAGUUCUACUGGCAGAGUCAUAUCAGCAGGUCUGACAGUGACAGAGAGGCCCUGCUUCUUGGGUACCAGCCCUACACCCCACAGUGUGACUCCAACGGCCUGUGGCUACCUACACAAUGCUACCCAAGCACAGGUCAUUGCUGGUGUGUCGAUGGAGAAGGAAGGUAUAUCCCUGAAUCUCUGACCAGUCGCUCUAUGGAGCUUCCACAGUGCGGGACCCCAUGCCAGCGAGCUCACACGCAGGCUCUGCUUUCUGAUUGGAUGCCAUCUGUCUCCGAGCCGUCAGAUUCUUUUUAUAAUCCCACUUGUGAAGAGAGUGGAGAGUUUUCUGUGCUGCAGAGGGAGCGUGCAGACAGUGGCUUUGGCUGGUGUGUCAGUCCUCUCUCUGGGAAGGCUAUCCAGCCUGCUGUUUUGUCUCAGACAGGAGACAUCCAAUGCCCCAGCUGGUGCCAGAUGCUGAAGGAGCAGGUGACUGGAAGGAAAGCUGGCACUGGUUAUGAGCCAGAAUGCAAGGCAGAUGGGCAAGGCUUCUCUCCAAUGCAGUGUGACCAUGGAGACUGCUGGUGUGUCUCUCCAAAUGGCCAGGAGCUUCCUGGGACCAGAACCCCUCGCAAUGCUGGGCAGACUCCUGCCUGUGACAGUCCCCAGUGUCCCCUUCCCUUCAGUGAACUCCUUGUUGCCCACGGUGCCCUUCUGUGCAGUAACAUCAUGGAGGACGGCCAGCAGAGACAGCGUUGCCAGCUCGUGUGUCACCAGGGCUAUGAAAGCGCACUUUCUGUUGACAACUUCCUGUGUGAUUUAGUGACCGGAAACUGGGUGUCAGAUGCCCCACUUCCUCAUGCCUGCCAGAGACUCCAGGUUUUGCAGUCAGUCCAGGCCAGCUCUCAGCUCCAGCUGUCUGUGUCCCAGAGGCAGCAGUCAUGUAGCUCCAUUCGCACUGGUCUGCAGCUCUCCCUCCUUCAAGACAUGAGGAGUCGGGGACUCUGUAGUCUGCAGGUGACAUCCCCCACAGGAGAGCUCAGCUUUAUGUCAGCCUGCGAUGACUCCUCUGUUUUGCUGGAGUGUGACACUGAGGAGACACUCAGGGCCACGCUUGCAUGGAGGGCACGCCUCUCAGAUGUCUCAGUACAGGCUCUACCAGAUCUACACGAUAUCGAUGUGGCAUUUACUGCUGGGAAACUAUUGGAGGGAGCCGUUGACCUAAUACGAAGUGGCAGCUACCAGUCCACCGUUUCAGUAGAUGGCCCUGUGGACCCAGUCCUGACCGUGACCUUUGGGUGUGCUCCAGGUUACAGACGUGUCCCAGGAAACACUGGAUGUGUGGCAUGCCCUGCAGGGACCUUCUUCACCAAUGGAGGCUGCUCCCUGUGCCCUGAAGGGUCUUAUCAGGAUCAGAAAGGCCAGGACUUCUGUGACAGGUGUCCCCGCGGCACGUCCACCGCCUCCCCAGGGGCGUUCAGAGCCACACAUUGUGCCAGUGAAUGCCAGAGGAGUGGACAGGGCUGCACAGACAGCGGGGCAUUCCAGGCUGCCCAGCUGGACGUCCAAAUGGGGAAGUGGCUGUGCAUGAGCUCGGAGGGGAAGCGUCUGCUCUGGACCUCCUCAGUGGAGCCCCUGUCUGAGCCUGAGUGUCGAGUGAUGGAGAAAUUUGAGGAUGUGCCCAGGUCUCAGUGGCGAAGUGACGAUGCCAUCCUUCUUGGCUCCAGGGUCUCAGAGGAUGCCCUGGAAAGUCAGCUCAGAAAGUGCAUCUCUGACUGUGCUGCCAAUGACUCCUGCCAUCACCUGGCCCUGUUCACUGAUGGAGGGCGAAAACAUUGUGACCUCUACAGCACAGAUGGAGCGAACAUCGAAUGCAAGGCUUCUGAAAAAACCAAAGGAUUUUUGGGAAAUCCAGGUGCUGAUAUGUACCAGAGUCUCAGCUGUUUGCUAAAAGUGAAAGGAGACAGACCAGACCUUGUGGUGUUGAGAAAGAAAGGUUACGAGUUCACCACUUCUUCUUUGAAGACCUUUGAGAGGCUGAAGUUCCGCAAGGCGAGCUCAGGGGUGUACCGCACUGCGGUAUUCCAGGCUCAGGGGGCCUCCUUGACGGAUGUCCAUCGCUUCUGCCAGGACACAUGCAGCCAGGAGAGCUGCUGUGAUGGCUUCAUCCUCAAUCAAAACAUCCUCAAUGGAGGCACCGUCCUAUGUGGCCUCCUGAGCUUCCCAGACCUGCUCCUCUGCAGUGAUGAGGACUGGGACGUCUCUGGGACCUCAAAGUCGAACCGCAUCUGUGGAGCAGGGGUUCAGUACAACAAACAGAGGAAGCAGUUCACCUUCAGCUUCGGGGGCCAGAACUUCACUAUCACUGAUGCAGCCUUGCCACCAACUAGCAAAAACAAAACUGAUUACCAGGCAACAAUCAUUGGUUUCCAACGAAUUUAUCUUUGGAGAGGUUCUGACAUGACGACUCGUCAGAAGUCAUCCCCAGAAUGUCCCAGUGUUUCUGCGCAGCCGGACCAGAGUGUUCUCAUCUCAGAUGCAGUGAAAGAGGGAUUCAUGGCAUUGGACAACACAGACAUCCGUGUCAACCCAAGCCAGGCUGUCCCAAGUCAGCAGUACUGGAUCUUCAAGCACCAGUUCUCUGCAGAGGAUGCCCAACGGUGGUGCCUAAAACGUUGUGAGGAGGAGGGCCUGUGUCACGUAGCAGAUAUUCGGGAUGACAGCCCUACCUACUUCACCUGUGCCCUGUAUCCCGACACCCAGGUGUGUGGGGCCUAUGACACCCCCCUGAGACAGCCCUGCAGCCUCGUACUGCCCCAGCCUCCCCACAAGGCCCACAGCAAGAAAGUCAACCUGUUAGGAAGUGUGGAGAGCUUCUACAGCCGUGUGCCUUUUAAAAAGAUGGUGUCCUACUCGGUGCGGAGCCGGGUCAGCCUGGGAGCAAAACCCAUCACCGAGGGGUUUUUUGAAUGUGAACGGCGUUGUGAUGAAGACCCUUGUUGUCGAGGGAUUGGCUAUGUCAGAGACUCACAGUCUGGUGCGGAUGCUCUCUGCCUGACUCUGAACAGCUUCGGGAUCCAGACUUGUGGUGAGGAGGACCAGACUGCCUGGCGGGCCAUGGACUGCACGCCGUCCAAAGUGGUAACGGGGGUGUUUCCAUUUGGCUGGUAUGAAAAACCAGUUAAUCAGUGGACUAGUAGUCCUGACCUGUGUCCUCCAUUCAGUCUCCCUACAGCUACUCUGAAUGUAACACUGAGUGACUGGGCACUGGUGGACACGUUCUCCACCCUGGUGGAUCCAUCAGUUUCUACAUUUGAUGUCAUUCACAUCAGCAAUGACAUCGCAGAAGACUUUGACAGAGCCAGAGACUGGUGUCUGUCCGCCUGUGAGAGGACAGACUCUUGCUCUGUGGUGACUGUGGAGAGGCGGGAGUCUGCUGUGCACUGUGUGCUGUACCCUGACACCCACGCCUGCAUGCCCUCUGCAGAGGGACAGAGCUGUCGCCUCUUAAUCAGAGAGUCUGCCUCUCACGUGUACCUCAGGAAAGGUCUGAAGUCAGAGCUCAAGUCCGUGCUCAUCCCAGGUCAUGGAACCCUUGUGGGUGAAUCCAAGGUAACUGUGGUUGGCUCAGAAAGGAAGAGAGUGAGCCACUUCCUGGGUGUACCAUAUGCUCUUCCUCCAAUAAGAAACCUGCGUUUCAGUCCACCACAAGCUGCUGAGUGGAGUGGGACGUGGAACGCAACCUUCCCCAGGUCCAGCUGCCUGCAACCAGGAGAUGGAGAUUCCUCUUCAUCCAGUGAAGACUGUCUGUACCUGAAUGUUUUUGUCCCCAGCAGCAAUAGAGGAAACAGCCCUGUCCUCGUGUUCUUCUACAACCCCACAAGACCUGCCAGGGCUGACGAUCCUGCGCUAUUGGACGGUUCCUACCUCGCUGCAGCCAGCAACAUCAUCGUGGUUACAGUGCACUUCAGAUCAGCAGUGUUUGGAUUCCUCAGCACAGCCUCUGCAGCUUCUCCAGGGAAUGCAGGCCUGCAGGACCAAGUGGCUGCUCUGAAGUGGGUCCAGCAGAACAUUGCUCAUUUCGGGGGCGACCCAAGCAGGGUGACCUUGGGUGCGGAGCGCAGUGGGGCAGACGUUGCCAGCCUGCACCUCAUCUCCGCUGGGGCAGCCGGCCUCUUUCACCGAGCUCUGCUCAUGGGGGGGUCAGCCUUCUCUCCAGCAGCGGUCAUUGGCAGCUCAAGGGCCCGUGAGCUGACCAGCUCUCUUGUCCGUGAGGUGGGCUGUUCCUCGCCCGACCCUGCCCAGGUGGUGUCUUGCCUUAGAGAAAUACCAGCCCCUGUCUUAAACUCUGCCCAGACCAAGCUGCUGGCUGUCAGUGGUCCCCUGCGGGCAUGGGCCCCAGUGGUUGAUGGGAUAUCUGUGAGGGAAAAGCCCUCCCUGGCCCUCCAGAGGACACGCUUCUGCAAUGUAGACAUAAUGUUGGGCUCUUCAGCUGAGGAUGGGCUGAUCAGCCGAGCCAAGAACAUCAAGAAAUUUGAGGAGCUGCAGGGAAGAGCAAAUGGCAAAACGGCCUUCUACGAAGCUCUGUCCAAUUCUCUGGGAGGUGACAGCGCCAAUGCCUUUGUGAAAGAGGCCGCAACAUGGUUCUACUCCAUGCAGCACUCUCCCACACCCGCUGGCUACAAUGUCUUCUCACGGGCUUUGGAGAAUGCCACAAGGGAUUUCUUCAUCAUUUGUCCUGCGGUCCAGAUGGCUCGGUUCUGUGCAGCCCAAUCAAGGUCCAAUGUCUUCAUGUACCAUUUGCCAGAGAAGAUGGCCCAGACCAGUGCCGAUUUGUCCAUGCCUCUGGACCUCCAGUUUGUGUUUGGAGUCCCUCAUCACUCCAGGACACACAGUCUUUUCACCAGCAGGGAGCGAAGGCUGGCUCAACAGAUGAUGGCCUAUGUGGCCAAUUUCGUCAAGUCUGGAAACCCAAACUACCUACACUUCUUCUCCCAAGCAUCAUUCAGUGAAUCACUACCUCCCUGGCCUCGCUUCCUGCCCAGUCCUGAGGGGGACAAUUAUAAGGAGGUGGACAUGCCCCUUAGCAACCACAAGGGCCUAAGGAGGGCGGAGUGCUCGUUUUGGGCCGACUAUGUUCCACAGCUGACAGCUUCCACAGCCAAACUCUCACCUGCCCUUUCAGAGGAAGAAACGAACAGCUUUGGAACCCCCACACAAGAAACAAAAUUGUUCAACGUUUUCCGUACUUCAGUGACCCAGAGCAAGCCAAAGUCUGAAAAGGAUGCUUAUAAUUAAAGCCCUGCACUAACAUAGAUAUAACAUAGACAAAUAUACACCUGACUAUGCUGUUACAUAAUUUGUAUUAAUAGAACCUAAUCACAUUUCACUGAAGCUGUCUGUGCAAAUCAAACAAUAAAUUGCAUUCUAAAAAGA